Megalobrama amblycephala (Wuchang bream) is the source of this 4720-nucleotide messenger RNA. It is a transcript of the gene slc4a5b, whose product is annotated as solute carrier family 4 member 5b. Gene Ontology annotation, biological process: transmembrane transport; monoatomic anion transport; regulation of intracellular pH. The coding region runs from base 497 to 3883 and encodes 1128 amino acids. The record is from RefSeq and is a predicted model, not a curated record. Gene Ontology annotation, molecular function: solute:inorganic anion antiporter activity; monoatomic anion transmembrane transporter activity; sodium:bicarbonate symporter activity. NCBI's taxonomy places the organism in Eukaryota, Metazoa, Chordata, Actinopteri, Cypriniformes, Xenocyprididae. Gene Ontology annotation, cellular component: plasma membrane. The transcript is spliced from 30 exons.
GGAUGAUCUCUGAUGAGCCCAUGACAAGCGAGGGCGACGUACGACACAGCAGGACCAGCAACAUCUCUUCUCUGAUGACUGGUGCGAGAGCAGGGCAAACUGUCACUCACAUAAGAUCCACCAACAGCAAACUACAUCCAUCCAAUCAAUUCCUGAUGGACAAAAUCCAGUCCCGCCCUACAUUUUUUCUUGUUCGAGAAGCCAUUUGGAUAGACGUCACAAUAGGGAAGAAAAGAGUAUUGCAACUUCCGUUUCAUGCUGUCUUUAAAGUUCAAUGAUCAGAUGAAAUUAGAGGUCUUCAGAGCUGCUGCUGGCGAGAAGGAUAUAAGAUGGUUGAUUUCAUGAACAAAUAAGAUUUCACAACGAGUUUUCUAUCAUCCCUUGGCUUGCUGACGAGAAUGACGGGCCCACGGUUUCAGAGAAACAAGCCUGAUCUCAUCUGAUACAGACAGAUGCUCAUCACACUAGUCAUCUCAACGCCACUUUUGUAACAAGGAUGGACCAUGACUUGCAUGGCAGCAGGAAAAGUGGUCACCGCAGCAGACACAAUGAGGAUGAGGAUGAGUCUGUCUACAUUGGCGUUCCAGUGCCACGGGGCUACAGGAGAAAGCGCAGACAUCACAGGCACACGUCACGGCAUUCCCAUGAUCGUGAAGGCCGGGAGAAACACCACAACCGUCAUGAACAUCAGGAUCGAGAGGAACCAUGUGAUGCAGAUGAAGGGGAGCAGGAUUCAAAUGAGCUCUCUGACAUCAACUCCGCCAUGUCCCCUGCUGCUGAGAGACUGCGCCACAUCCUCAGGGAGGAAGAUGAGCCCACACCCACCAUCUUCACUGAGAUGGACACACUGCAGCACGAGGGCGGAGAGAUGGAGUGGAAAGAGUCGGCCAGGUGGGUUAAGUUUGAGGAGAAGGUGGAGGAGGGUGGAGAGAGGUGGAGCAAACCGCAUGUGUCCACGCUGUCUCUGCACAGCCUGUUUGAGCUGCGCACCUGCCUGCAGACGGGCUGCAUCCUGCUGGACCUGGAGGGAUACUCUCUGCCGCAGAUAGUGGAUGACAUCAUUGAGAAGCAGGUGCAGGAGGGUCUUAUAGCUCCAGAGCUCCGUGAGAAGGUCAGUUUCGUCCUCUUGCGGAAGCACCGUCACCAGACCAAGAAGCCCAUCCACCGCUCGCUGGCUGACAUCGGAAAACCCAGCCCCUCGAACCGCAGUCCGAGCCCGAGUCCUCGCUCUGGGUCGGGUUUCCAUCGCUCCACUGAGGACCUGCGAGCUCAUCAGAGCGGCGGCCUCAGCAAAUUGCAUCCUUCUCAGUGCCGUAGCAUGAAUGAUAUUUCCGUCACGCCCAGCAAUGACCAGCUGAAGAAUAAAUUCAUGAAGAAGAUCCCCAGAGAUGCUGAGGCGUCUAACGUGCUGAUCGGAGAGGUGGAUUUUUUAGACAAGCCGUUCGUGGCCUUCGUACGUCUGGCUCAAGCUGCAACACUAGGAGGCCUUACUGAAGUCCCUGUGCCAACCAGGUUUCUCUUCGUGCUGCUCGGUCCCAAUGGCAAAACCAAGUCCUACAAUGAGAUCGGUCGGGCCAUGGCCACACUCAUGGUUGACGAUCUGUUCAGUGACGUGGCCUAUAAAGCCAGAGAUCGUGAGGACUUGAUUGCUGGGAUUGAUGAGUUUUUGGAUGAGGUGAUAGUUCUUCCUCCUGGAGAAUGGGACCCCAAGAUCCGCAUCGAACCCCCGAAGAAACUGCCUUCAGCAGAAAUGAGGAAGUCAGUUUUCUCUCUAAAUGAGCUGGGGCAGCCGAAUGGGAACGCAGGAGGAGGUGCAGCGUCUGCAGAAGACGAGGACAUGCCGGCGCCGCAUGAGCUUGGAGAAGAGCUGAAAUUUACCGGACGAUUUUGCGGAGGACUGUGGCUGGACAUCAAGCGUAAAGUGCCCUGGUUGCUCAGUGACUUCUACGAGGGCUUCCACAUCCAGUCCAUCUCUACGGUGCUCUUCAUUUACCUGGGCUGCAUCACCAAUGCAAUCACCUUUGGAGGACUGCUGGGGGACGCGACCGACAACUACCAAGGUGUGAUGGAAAGCUUUUUGGGCACAGCUUUGGCCGGCGCGGUCUUCUGUUUGUUCGGCGGUCAACCCCUCAUCAUCCUCAGCUCUACUGGACCGAUACUGAUCUUUGAAAAGCUGCUUUAUGAAUUCAGCAUGAACAAUGACAUUGACUACAUGGAGAUACGGCUCUGGAUCGGCUUGCACUCCUGCCUCCAGUGUCUGAUCCUGGUGGCCACAGACGCCAGCUACAUCAUCAAGUACAUGACGCGCUUCACAGAGGAGGGCUUCUCCAGCCUCAUCUCCUUCAUCUUCAUCUCUGAUGCCCUUAAGAAAAUGAUGAGCACCUUCAAUUAUUACCCCAUCAAUCGAGACUUCAAGCCAGAUUACAUCACCAGCUACAAGUGUGACUGCCAGGCUCCUGAUCAAGUGACUUCUUUGGCUUUCAACACUUCCUCUCUAUCAGGCCUAGAAAACAUCUCUGAUUACUCUGUGUUCAACUUCACGGCUCUGGACUGGAGUCAGCUGACUAAGAAAGAGUGCUUGAAACUCGGCGGUUCCCUGGUGGGCAAAUCCUGCAAAUACGUCCCUGAUCUGGCCAUGCUGUCUUUCAUCCUGUUCUUCGGCACUUACUCCAUGACCAUCUCGCUCAAGAAGUUCAAGUCCAGCCGUUACUUCCCCACAAAGUGUCGCACCUUGAUAGCAGAUUUUUCCAUCAUUAUAUCCAUCCUGGUCUUCUGUGCUCUGGAUUAUGUGAUGUCCUUGGAUACUCCCAAACUGCAUGUCCCCACCCAGAUAAAGCUUCGGAAACUCAUCAGUGAUUUUGCAAUCUUCACGUCAAUCAUGACAUUUGUUGGUCUUGAUAUGUUUAUGGGGCUUAAAACACCUAAACUGAUUGUGCCAACCGAAUUUAAGCCCACGCGGCCCGAUCGCGGCUGGAUCGUCAUGCCUUUAGGGAAGAACCCGUGGUGGAUGAGCUUGGCCAGUUUUGUACCUGCUCUGCUGGUCACCAUCCUCAUCUUCAUGGAUCAGCAGAUCACAGCCGUCAUCGUCAACCGAAAAGAAAACAAACUAAAGAAAGGCUGUGGUUAUCAUCUGGACCUGUUCUGGGUGGGCAUCCUCAUGGCCGUUUGCUCCUUCAUGGGUUUGCCCUGGUACGUAGCGGCCACGGUCAUUUCCAUCGCCCACAUCGACUCUCUGAAGAUGGAAAGUGAGUCCAGUGCUCCUGGUGAGCAGCCACAGUUUCUUGGUGUGCGGGAACAGAGACUUACAGGCACAUUGGUGUUUGUCCUCACUGGAGUGUCUGUCUUCCUUGCACCAAUACUGCAGUACAUCCCUAUGCCUGUGUUGUAUGGUGUGUUCCUGUACAUGGGCGUCGCUUCUCUCCAUGGCAUUCAGUUUUGGGAGAGGAUGAAGCUGUACCUCAUGCCAGCCAAGCACCAGCCAGAUUUCGUGUUCCUGCGGCACGUACCCCUGCGGCGCGUACACCUCUUUACCCUGGUGCAGAUCACCUGCUUGGCCGUCCUCUGGAUCCUCAAGUCCACUGUGGCCGCCAUCAUCUUCCCUGUCAUGAUUCUGGGCCUGAUGGUCGUGAGGAAGAUGUUGGACCUGGUCUUCUCGCAGCAUGACCUGGCCUGGCUGGACGACAUCUUGCCCGAAAAGGACAAGAAGAAGAAGGAGGAUGAGAAGAAAAAGAAAGAGAAGAAAAAAGCCAAAGCCGAUGAACACAACAACAGCGAUGAAGAGUCAAAGUGUCCCAAAGACUCCCUCCCCUCAGUGAAGAUUCCUCUGGAGCCAAUGAACCCGUCCGUCCAAACAAACCCCUCUAAUUCUGACCCCUCGGCCUGACUAAGCAUCAUCCUUAGUCUACCUGCACCCCCGGCAAGUCAGACCUGGAUUCGGACAGAUCCCGUGUCACAUCCCUUACGUGAACCCGAAGCACCCGGCUGAUCAAACACUCAAACCAUGUUUGUCCUCACACUUAUGAUGAGAUAUGAUCUGAGUCACAAGCACAGCAUCACUGGCAGUUUCCCAAACACAUGAGACUCACAGAUGUAUGAUAUUUUUACGUACCUUACCAACGCAGCAAGUGACGCACUUUUCCAAGCCCACAUUGACCAUAUUGCGCGUGAGUCAUUCAGACCUUGGAUUUUAUUCAAGAUUCUUCAAUUAGAUCUGCAGAGCUGUGCCAGCUUGAACUGCUGAGCUCAUGUGUGUUAAGAUAAGAUUCAUGCAUGUAUAUUGUGAUUUAAACGUAAGACUUUUUUUGGAAACCCUCUUCAGAGAAUAAGAAGAAGAGGUUUAAACUAAGUUUAAGAUUUCAUUAUCAUAUUGUAUAAAUAUAUUCGAACUGUAUGAUAUUAAAUAUGGAUUUCAUAGAAUCUAGUGAUUCACAAAUAAAUUGAAUUUUAGUUAGAAAAACAGUGUAUCUAAUAGAAUUCAGUUGGAUUAAAUUUGUUGUAUUGCAUUACAAUUAAAGCAUGAAUAUAUUCCAGAAAUAGAUUUUGAGUUCAUACCGUAGAAUUUUAUAUUUAAAAAUCAGAAAUGUGUAUUUGAAUAAUGUUGAAAUGUUUUCAGACAGUCGUAAUUGGUCCGUAAGAACAACGCACAGGUUUUGUUUUAUUUAGAUUCUGUUUGUUCAUUUGUAUUUUGUUCAAAUAAAGAAUAAAAGAGGGAUUAAUAUGU